Molecule: messenger RNA, 984 nt
Organism: Iphiclides podalirius (scarce swallowtail)
Lineage: Eukaryota; Metazoa; Arthropoda; Insecta; Lepidoptera; Papilionidae
Source: the annotation of a GenBank genome assembly
AUGGCAGACAGAGACACAGAUGAGUUAAACAUUGAUAACGUAAUAAAAAAAUUAUUAAAAGUCCGUGGCGAGAAGCCUGGUAUGAAUGUACAGUUAACGGAAAUUGAGAUAAAAGGGCUAUGCUUGAAAUCGCGAGAAAUAUUCUUGUCGCAACCCAUCUUACUUGAAUUGGAGGCUCCGCUAAAAAUAUGUGGUGACAUUCACGGUCAGUACUAUGACUUAUUAAGGUUGUUUGAAUAUGGCGGUUUCCCCCCGGAGUCUAACUACCUGUUCCUUGGAGACUAUGUUGACCGUGGCAAGCAGUCCCUAGAGACAAUUUGUUUGCUGCUUGCUUACAAGAUUAAAUACCCAGAGAACUUCUUCCUACUAAGGGGCAACCAUGAGUGUGCUAGCAUCAAUAGGAUUUAUGGAUUUUACGACGAGUGCAAAAGGAGGUAUAACAUCAAGCUAUGGAAGACCUUCACAGACUGCUUCAACUGCUUACCGGUGGCGGCGAUAGUGGACGAGAAGAUAUUCUGCUGCCACGGCGGGCUCUCGCCUGACCUGCAGGCGAUGGAGCAGAUCAGGCGGAUCAUGCGGCCCACGGACGUGCCGGACCAGGGUCUGCUCUGCGACCUGCUCUGGUCCGACCCCGACAAGGACGUCGCCGGCUGGGGCGAGAACGACCGCGGCGUCAGCUUCACCUUCGGCACGGAGGUGGUGGGCAAGUUCCUGUCGAAGCACGAGUUUGACCUGAUCUGCCGCGCGCAUCAAGUUGUUGAGGACGGGUACGAGUUCUUCGCCAAGCGGCAACUGGUGACUCUCUUCUCCGCGCCCAACUACUGCGGCGAGUUCGACAACGCCGGCGCCCUGAUGUCCGUCGACGAGACCCUCAUGUGCUCGUUCCAAAUCCUGAAGCCGGCGGACAAGCGCAAGCUGUACUCGGGCCUGAACAUGGGCCGGCCCAACACCCCGCCCCGCGCCCAGCCCAAGAACAAGAAGAAC